UAUAUUUAUAGAGUAUAUCAGCAUUUCUUUUACAUAAAUGGAUUCAAAUUAAAUAGAGAUACUUACAUGUUGUUAUCUUAUGACAUAUUAUAUUUUAUUAUAUAACUUAUCUUGUUAACAAGUAUGAGUGCUCUUGAUUUAAAAGAACAAGGUAACAGAUUAUUUGCUGCACGAAGUUAUGAUGAUGCUAUUGGUUGUUAUACAAAAGCCAUUAUCAAAGACCCAUCAGCUGGAUCCUACUACACUAAUCGUGCACUUUGUUAUCUUAAAUUAAAAAAAUGGAAACUCGCUAUUGCAGACAGUCAACAUGCAAUCGACAUUGAUCCAAAAAAUGUUAAAGCUCAUUUUUUUAUAGGUCAAGCUUAUAUGGAAAAUAAUUCUUUUGAUGAAGCAAUUACAAAUUUUCAAAUUGCGUAUGACUUGGCAAAAGAGCAGAAAUUGAAUUUUGGUGAUGAUAUUGCUUCAUCAUUACGAGCUGCAAAGAAAAAGCGAUGGUCGUUGUUAGAAGAAAAAAGAAUUCAAGAAGAAAUUGAGUUACAAUCCUAUUUGCAAAGACUAAUACUUGAAGAAAAAGAAAGAAAACUUCAAACAGUUGUUGAAGGAAGUGAAAAUGCCUCUCUGAUUGAGGCUGACACUAAAAAGCGUUUGUUAGAAUUAAAUAGUUUGUUUGCACAAGUAGAUGAAAGAAGACAGAAACGAGAUGUUCCUGAUCAACUUUGUGGAAAAAUAAGCUUUGAAAUAAUGAAGGAUCCUGUAAUAACACCUAGUGGAAUAACAUAUGACAGAAAAGAUAUAGAAGAACAUUUGCAGCGUGUUGGCCAUUUCGACCCUGUCACACGAGCGCCAUUAAACGUCAAUCAGCUUAUACCAAAUCUUGCAAUGAAAGAAGUUGUCGAAGAAUUUCUAGAAAAAAACGAAUGGGCAGAAUAUUAUUAAACAAAGUAAUAAUUUGCACGCAGAGAUUGAAAAUUAGUGAGAAGAUUUGUAAUCAGCGGUUAUUUAUCACGGUCUGAUAGCUAGUUUGGUUUUAAUUAGCUUUAACAAAACAGUAAUAAUUAAAACCUUGACAAUAACAUAGAACAGUCACAUUUUCUCUUUAAAGGGAAUAAUUGGUAUUUAUUUUGGUUCUUAAAGUCUUUUUGUGUUUUUAUGUUUCAUAUUGAUUAUGUUUUUUUUUUUUUUUUUUUUUUUUUUUUUUUUUUUGAUUAUUUAAUUUUCCAUCAAAGUAUAAUCAGUAUAAUAAUUGCAAUUUUUCAUUAUGACGUACUUAUGACGUACUGGUUUUUUGUAAUGAAAUUAGAAUAUACUGGUUUUUUGUAAUAAAAGCUACUUUGUGUAUAAAGUUGAACAAUACAAUCACUUGAACAUUUCUACAAUUUGUUAUGCAAACUUUAAGCAACUACCUUGUUGAUAUUUUAUAUAUGCAAGAAAAAUUUAUAUAUAAUUCUUUUUCUAA
Hydra vulgaris (swiftwater hydra) is the source of this 1456-nucleotide messenger RNA. Its product is annotated as E3 ubiquitin-protein ligase CHIP. Gene Ontology annotation, biological process: protein quality control for misfolded or incompletely synthesized proteins; cellular response to misfolded protein; protein polyubiquitination. Gene Ontology annotation, molecular function: protein-folding chaperone binding; ubiquitin protein ligase activity. NCBI's taxonomy places the organism in Eukaryota, Metazoa, Cnidaria, Hydrozoa, Anthoathecata, Hydridae. Gene Ontology annotation, cellular component: Z disc; cytoplasm. The record is from RefSeq and is a predicted model, not a curated record.